AUGGGCAUCGUAUCCAGAUUUUUGGAACGGGAUUCUUGCUACCGAAUUUCUGACAAAUACCUCCUGGCAGCAGCAUUCGUCUAUUUCAAGAGAGCCGGCUAUCCACUCGAAAAAUACACCCCGAGAAAUUUCUUUGUAUCGCUCUACUUGGCCAACGACAUGGAAGAGGAUGAGGAAGACCUAAAAUACGAGAUCAUUCCGUGGGCCAUUGGUAACGACCGGCCAAACCGAAUACAGGAAUUCCUCAAAGAGCGUGACCAUCUUUUCCAAGAGAUCGGACAACGUGGAGUGGUCAGUCGGAUUUGCUGUGAAGAAGUUAUGGCCAUCAUACCCAACAGUAAAUUCUGGUUAAGGAACCGGCUUCUACACCAUGCAGGAGGGGUGAGGAAUUCGACAAUCUUUAUCAACCCCACUUUAGAGGAAUCCCAAUUGAAUAACCCUAGCAACAAUGACACUGGAGUUUAUUUCAAUUAUUGUGGAAUUGUGGAACCUGUUCAACAGUUCCUUCUGGCGCCUGACAUUGCUCCAGUUCCUUGUUUUCUGUGUCAUCCAGAGUUGGCCCCGACCCCGCCGAAAAACUGCCCGCUUUUGUCGUUGGUUCUGCGUCAGAAUCCUUCGAUUCAGGGCCAGACCCAGCAGAGGGAUCUUCAGAAUACCAAAGUCGUCAGAUGUUUUACUUCUAAGUCUUCUGAUUUCUCACCGACGUCUUCAUCUGAUGAUGAUGAUGAUGAUGAUGAUGAUGAUGAUGAUGAGUUAUCCUUUUCUUCAGACACAUCUGUCUUGGAUUAUAUGUUCAUAUCUGUGUAUGUAUGUAUCUAUCUAUGUUCAUGUCUAUCUCACAGUGUGUUCAUGUCUAUCUGUCUCAGUCUGUUCAUUAUCUAUCUAUCUAUGUAUCUCUAUCUAUCUAUCUAUCUAUCUAUCUAUCUAUCUAUCUAUCUAUCUAUCUAUCUAUCUAUUCAUCUGACUUUCUGUUUAUCUCAGCCUAAUAUAAAUAUACCUUGGACUGUUCAUAACAAUCCUUUCCGAUUAUGA
Molecule: messenger RNA, 1032 nt
Organism: Acanthosepion pharaonis
Lineage: Eukaryota; Metazoa; Mollusca; Cephalopoda; Sepiida; Sepiidae
Source: the annotation of a GenBank genome assembly